Gryllus bimaculatus (two-spotted cricket) is the source of this 2898-nucleotide messenger RNA. Lineage: Eukaryota; Metazoa; Arthropoda; Insecta; Orthoptera; Gryllidae. The record is from the annotation of a GenBank genome assembly.
AUGAAGCUGUCGCAAUAUUUCUGGCCCAAAAGAAGCGAGAAGCCCACCGCGCCGGCCGCCCCCACUCCCGCCCCCGCCCUCGCCGCCGGCGCGCGCGCGGGCGUCAGGCGGGGCGCCGCCGGCCGCCGGCCCUUCUCCUGCACAGACGUCGAGGCCCUCCGGCGCAAGGGAUUUGCGCAUGUCCAAGACUGGGAGUCACUGACCGUACUCCUCCCUCGAGAGUGUCGUCGCAUCUUGGAAGAGGUACCUGAACUGGAGGCUCACCUGAAGACUGCAGCACAGGUUGAUGAGAAGCCACACUUCUGUGCUUCUCCGCCUCCCCCUCCACCUGCAACAACAGCCACAGCUGCCCAUGGCACUCCAAAGAGCCGCCGCCCACGCCCUGCAUCUUGUGGUGAUUGCCCAGCUGACACAGGAGGGGCUCUUGAACCGAAGGGUGUGCCAACAUCCAGUUCAUCAUCAAGUACCGCCACUCAGCCUUCCUCCGGGUACCGAGGUUCCUCCACCAUGCUGUUGACUGACUCCAGCGGAGGACCUCCACCAACUACUGCGCCAGCCUACAAUCCACUCUUUGUGUACCGAUAUGACAGCGUAAGCUCAGAGGGAAGCAUGAUGAGCACACCAGCUCCUCCACCAAAGCGUUCUGUCUCACUUCCAAACGGCAAGAAGAAUCCUGACAAAAUCACAUCAUCUCCCUCCCCACCUCGACCACCUCUACCUAGAGGUAUACUUCGUCAACCAGAAAAGAUUCUUGCACCUGCUCAAACAACCAUCACCGCCUACAAUUGCAAGGUGCACAAGAACCAAACCAACAGCAAGCGGUACAGCAUGUUUGAACUGGGUGCAUGCAAAGGGUCUUCUUUGCUGGAAGAUGAUGAGUUUGCAGGACUCUAUGACAAUGAUGCAAAGAUGCGUCUGGGCCGAUUAGGCCCUUCAAGAGCUCGAGCACAAACCCUUGGAACUGCAAGUGAUGCUAAGGAAGCUGCGCGAAGGCUAGCAGCAUGCUUGCACCCAGAGAAGGACAUUGAUGAAGCUGAAGAUGAGGAAGCAGAUGAAGGAGUUGAUGCGGAUGUCAGUGAUGAUGUCAGUGGAGGAAGCAUUGGGGAGGUACUCCCACCCAUGCCACCAAUGCCCCAUCGGAAUGCUCCAGUGGCUGCUGUGGAUGAGCUAGUAGAUGAUGAUGAGGAGGCUGAUGAGGAAGGCGAAGGAGCUGCAUUAUCUCUUGAGGAGCUGCUGCAAGUCAGUGCCCUGUCAGCUCUGGGGCCUGCAGCAGCCGCUGCUGCAGCAGCUGCCACUGAUGGUAGCACCACUGGAUGGGAUGACACCCAAAUGCAACGCCUGCGACUGCAGGUGAGUAAAUUUUUAUUGGGCCAGCAACCAACUGAACCAGGGGCAGACUGCCGUACACCUCACAACACCCCAGAACAUCAUGCAGCUGGCUGUGCAUGUGGCCCUGCUCACAAGAAGAGCGUGAGCUUUGCAGAGAGAGCAGCUGCGUCACCACUCAGAGAAGAUCAUGAAAUGAGCCCCAGUAGCGGUUCCAUCGGUUCUAUUGGAUCGCCUACAGACACUGAACUGGCUCAUCAGAGAGGUUUGGUGAUGGCAGUGGCUGGGGCAGUUGAUGCGCUGGUGCGACUUUUCUCAACCACUCAUGACCCAGUUGUGGCAGCUCCUGCAGCUGCAGAGCUUGCCCUGACAAAACUUUGCCCAGCAUUAUAUGCAGUUCUGGGUGAUGGACUGAAAGCACGCUUGGACACCCCUUUUGGUGCUAUUCCCAACUCUGUAUGGCAGGUCGUGGAGGCAUCAGCUCAACAAGGCCCGAUGACGCAGGCGCUGAGCGAGCUGGUGCUGCGCAUCAACGGCGAGGACGUGCUGUCGGAGGGCGCGCUGCGCUUCAACGCCUUCGCCUUCGCGCUGCUCAACGCGCGCUCGCUGGACGCGUGGCUGGCGUUCGUGCGCACGCGCGAGCGCGUGCUGCGCCGCCAUUACGCGCCGGCCGCGGCGGGCUCGGGGCCGGGGCUGCUGGCGGCGGCGGCUGCCGGGGCGCCCGCCGCCCGCGCGGCGCUCGACCGCGUCGUGGCCGCGCUGCAGCCGCUCGCGCUGCUGCCCUUCCGCCUCGACCCCCUGUACGAGGCGCGCCGCCUGCACGCCAGCCUGCGCCGCCUGCGACAGCUCUCGCCGCAGGGCGCCGCGCCGUCGGCAGCCUUCUGCGAGGACGGGCCGGAGGCGGCGGGCGAAGCCGCGUCGCCCGCGCCGGGCGCCAACGCCAACAGCAGCGCCCCUGGCGGCGCGGCGCGGCAGUGGACGCUGCGCCAGCUGGUGCGCUCCAUCCAGAGCAGCCUGACGGCGUCCACGGACGAGGAGGCGGCGGCGGCUGCAGCGCUGGCCGGCGAGUCGGCGCCGCACCAUCCCAACUGCAGCGGCGCGUCCGUUUGGCGCCCGCGGAGCGCUGCCCACCUGUUGGCUGCGGGGGGGCUGGCGGCGGCGGCGGCGGCGCGGCGAUGUGGCGGCGGGCGAACGCCCGCGCGGCCGCGCCCGCCGCUCCUGCACCAACCGGUCGGUCCCGCCGGCCCCGCCGCCGCGCACGGCCGCGGCUUCUCGCUCGUCCACCGGACCUCGCCAGCACGCGCGUUUCGACCCGGCUGGCUGCUGAAGACUCUGACGAGGAGUGACACGACAGCCUGGAGCCCGCACCCCGCGCCACGGCGGGCGACCCGUGGCCGCCCGCCCCCCCGCGCCCGCGCCCACGCCCGCCUCGCGCCCUCGCCGUGCGCCGCGCCCGCACCUGCGCCCGCGCAGUCGUGCCUCGCCGCCGUCACCCACGGGCUCCACCGGGGGCACCGGCCCGCGGCGCCGUCGCCCCCAAUGGGCGGUGGAGGCAAGUCGCGCUGCAGAUGA